AAGGUAUCGACCUGUUGGCAUUCUCCACUCAUCAUCGACAACAAUGGUUCAACUUCCUGAUUUUAUGGGCUCUGCUCGCUCAACAUCUUGUGCUACGACAUGGAACGCAUCGAUAAUGACUUACGAAGAGUGGUAUGAGACGACUUUGCCUUUCCAGCAAUGGUGUAUCGCCGACCUACAAUACGCUCUGCCUACGGUGUACUUUUCUUGUGGUAUGAUAGCGCUGUUUAUCCUGUCGAAUGUACUGGGUACGAUGCGAGCGAGACGGGCUGCCACGAAAUCAUCAUCGAAAAUCGUAUCGUUCCUCCGUUUCCUCGCUUCUCGUCAGGUGAACGUCCAGAUUUUAAACUGGUACUCCCCGAGCCUUGGAGUCACCAUUGUUGGUGCAUUAAUGGUCGUUUUCAUAUUCGCUCUGAUGUUUUCGAAUCACAAGUUCUACUGGGAGAAUUUCAACAUGGGGCACAGCCCGCCUCUUGGAACUAGAGGCGGAUGGGUCUCCUUGGCCAUUAUGCCGUUUAUGUUGACAUUUGCUACUAAGGCGAACCCCAUUGCACUCCUCACCGGAACCUCCCACGAGAAACUACAGAUCUGGCAUCGGUGGUCGGCGUGGCUCAUGUAUUUUGCCGCGCUCGUCCAUACGCUUCCGUUCAUCGUGUACAACAUUCGCUGGGGCCAGAUGGAAGCGAGAUACGCGGCCUCCGCUGAAUAUUGGACAGGCAUUGCGUGUCUCGUACCCAUGACGUGGCUCCUGUUCAUGUCCGUCGGUCCGAUAAGACGCUGGUGUUACGAAUUAUUCAAGAAGCUACAUAUCAUCGGUGCUAUCCUUUUUAUCAUCUUCUUCAUGUUUCAUUGCGCCAACACCUUGACCUCAUGGCAAUACUUCUACGCUACCUUCGCCCUCUACGGCUUCUCUUUCUUGACACGCCUAGCUCGUCUUCUCCCUUGCUUCGAUGUUGUCAUCGAUGUUCUCCCCUCUAAUACCGUUAAGAUUACCAUUCCCGUUCACCCCAAGUGCACGUGGAAACCUGGCCAGCAUUUCUUCGUACGGUUCAUAGGUCCCAGCCUCGGAUUGCAUAGCUUUAGUUCUCAUCCUUUCACAGUCGCUUCCGUCCCAAGUGUCGGCGGUGCGGACAAUACAGUAGAGAUGUACGUGAGAGGAUAUCGCGGUAUCACCGGCAGAUUGGGUGCUGUGGCGGCGAUAUUGAAGGGGAGGGGCGUGACUGCGGUGUUGGAUGGGCCGUACGGAGGCUUGCAUACUUCGGUUCAAGGGUUCAAUAGGGUGCUUUUGCUUGCCGGUGGAAGCGGUGCAACGUUCACUUUGCCUAUCAUGACCGACAUUUGUCGAGCAAUCUCCGCAGGAAGCACAACAUGCAGCAAGGUAGACUUCAUCAUUGCGGCACCCUCUUAUGAUUCUAUUGAAUGGUGCGAAGAUUACUGUACGGCCGCUCGGACUAUGCUUGAGUCCAACACUGGCGGCAAGGGUUCUGCUCUUGCCGUUUCCGUAUACAUCACGCGUCAGGAUGCUUCGUCUUCUUCUGCCACAGUCGACGAAGAGAAAGGCGAAGCAGAUGGAACCCAGAAGUUCAGGCAUGGUGCUAUACAUCGGGAAGGUCGCCCAGACCUGAAACAACUCAUUCGUUCUGCAUGCGACGAACAACCAAACGGAUCCGUUGCCGUGAUAUGCUGUGGCCCGGAUGAGUUUUCUUACGCUGUUCGGAACGCAGUGGCAUCUUGCGAGCUGGACAUAGCUCUCGGUCGGCUUGGUUGUCGGGAUCUCUUCUUGCAUACGGAGGCGUACAGCUGGUGAUAUCGAUGCCACUGCUUGCUUGAAAUGCUUACUUUUCCUUGCGUACUUGUAUCCUGUUUUUCUUCAUUUGAAUUUUUCUGUCUGUGUUUGUAGAGACUCUUCACAAUUUAUCUGCUGGCCUACGC
Messenger RNA from Stereum hirsutum FP-91666 SS1, 1932 nucleotides. RefSeq lists its product as uncharacterized. The record is from RefSeq and is a predicted model, not a curated record. Gene Ontology annotation, biological process: intracellular iron ion homeostasis; iron ion transport; copper ion import. Gene Ontology annotation, molecular function: ferric-chelate reductase activity. The transcript has 14 exons. Bases 44 to 1807 code for a protein of 587 amino acids. Lineage: Eukaryota; Fungi; Basidiomycota; Agaricomycetes; Russulales; Stereaceae. Gene Ontology annotation, cellular component: plasma membrane.